Molecule: messenger RNA, 2183 nt
Organism: Artibeus jamaicensis (Jamaican fruit-eating bat)
Lineage: Eukaryota; Metazoa; Chordata; Mammalia; Chiroptera; Phyllostomidae
Gene: MNMIP1
Product: SH3 domain containing 21
Exons: 16
Coding region: 152-2068 (638 amino acids)
Molecular function (GO): protein binding
Source: RefSeq, a predicted model, not a curated record
CACCUGGAGCGAGAUCUAUCCUAUCCGUUCGUGUCUCCGCCUCCUGUACUUCAGUCUUGCAGCUAGUCCCAGCCUACCCAGACCCAGUACUCGGCUGCCCGCGUGUUCGCGCUAUCCUCCCUACCGGGCUCAGGAGGGCGUCCCGGAAGCUAUGGAGGUGCUGGUCCUGGCAGGAUACCGCGCACAGAAGGAGGGCGAACUGAGUCUGGCGCUGGGGGAUGUGGUCCGACAGGUGUGCAAGGGACCCGUAAGGGGCUGGCUACGCGGAGAGCUGGGGGGCCAUCGUGGCCUCUUCCCCGAGCGCCUGGUGCAGGAGAUUCCGGAGACUUUGCGCGGCGCGGGAGAGGCGCCGAGACCACGCUGUCCGCGCACCCAUGGUCGCCUUGCUAAAUCUUGGAGCCCCCAGAGAUGGUGCAAAGUGAACUUCAACUACAGCCCAGAGCAAGCAGAUGAGCUGAAGCUGCAAGCUGGGGAGAUAGUGGAAGUGAUAAAGGAGAUUGAGGACGGCUGGUGGCUGGGAAAGAAGAACGGGCAGCUGGGAGCCUUCCCAUCCAACUUUGUGGAGUUGCUGGACAGUGGGCCCCCAAGCCUUGAUAACCCAGACAUGCCUUCAAUCAGUCCUGACUCCCAGCGGCCUCCCAAGCUGGGCAGCCUGACCUAUGACGGCCCUCCAGACUACCUGCGGACAGUCUCCCACCCUGAGACCUAUAGAGUCCUGUUUGACUACCAGCCCGAGGCCCCAGAUGAGUUGGCACUGCGGAGAGGUGAAGAGGUGAAAGUUCUGAGGAAGACCACAGAGGAUAAGGGCUGGUGGGAAGGAGAGUCCCAAGGCCGAAGAGGCGUUUUCCCAGACAACUUUGUGCUCCCACCACCCCCAAUCAAGAAGCUGACCCCACGGAAAGUGGCAUCACGAGAACCAGCUGCUCUUAAAGAACCAAAAAAGAUGGUGCCCAAAACAGCCCUCCCUACGGUCAAGAAACUGAUGACAGCCCACACUGGGCCCAGCAAAGCCAGGCCGGCUGGCAUACCUGGUGGAGAUGGACAGAAGCGCCCCUCCCGGGACUCCGGCUCCAGCGGCAGCCUCCUCAGUGGGGGUUCGGGCCACCCUGGCAGAAAGCGAUCCAGAACCCAGGCUUCCCGGCAACAACCAGCGGCCAGUCAGGAGGAAGAACGGAGAAGUCGAGCAAAGGCCGCUCCUGUAAAUAAAGCCCCUACUCUGGGCAAGACCCCAAACCCACCGAAGACCCUGUCUCUGGAAGAGGCCCCAGAGGAAACUCUGACUCCAGAUAAGACCCCCAUCCCAGAGGAGACCCUGACUCUAGAGGACAAGGCCCCCAGCCCAGACGGGGACUUUUCUGUGGACGAGGCCCCUGCUCCAGGUGUCCCACCUGAAGAUGGAGCCUCUGGCCCAAAGAUGGCCCCUUCUGGGGAUGAGGCCUCCACCCUAGAAAAGGCCUUGACCCCAGAUCAAUUGUUCUCCGGAGAGGCCGCCCCCGGGGACAACGCUCAGCUCCAUCCCUCGCCUCUGGAGCCAGCCCUGCCUGAGAGCGAGUCCCUCUUGGUCAGUGAGGCUCAGUCCCAAGAGGAGGUCCACAUGGCAGAGGAGCACCCGCUGAACAAGAGGGACAGCUCUGCACUCCAGUCUGAGGCUGAGCCAGGGUCCCUGUCUGCCCUUGAGAAGGCCCACCCCCCAGAGGAGGCCGCCACCCUCCUGGAGGAGGCACCUGCGAAGGAUGAGACUACACCCGAAGAGGAGGCACCCCCUAAAGAGGCAGACCCGGCUCAGAAGGCUCCAGGCCCUUCAGAGACUCUCAGCCUCCAUUCACCAGCCCCGCAAAAUCCCCCAAACAGCGAAAAUGACAGCGCUGACGUAAUAAGGCUACAGGACGAGGUGGAGUCUUUAAGGAGGGCCCUGGAGCUGAUGGGGGUGCAGCUGGAGAGAAAGCUGACCACCCUCUGGGAGGAGCUGAAGAGUGAGAGGGAGAAGCGCCAGUUGCUAGAGGUUCAGGUGAAGCAGAGUACCCAGGAAUCCCGGACCCCGGGCUCCAGCCACGAGCAGAUGCACUGAGGGGGUCCCGGGGAAGGACGGCAGUGGGGCCUGGAGGGGAGUCUGCGCCGGCCAUCCGCAUCCUUGCGCAGGACCCUGGGAAACCCAAGAAAGUAAACUUUGCUGUCUACGCACA